Molecule: messenger RNA, 606 nt
Organism: Phalaenopsis equestris
Lineage: Eukaryota; Viridiplantae; Streptophyta; Magnoliopsida; Asparagales; Orchidaceae
Product: 14-3-3-like protein F
Biological process (GO): signal transduction
Cellular component (GO): cytoplasm
Source: RefSeq, a predicted model, not a curated record
UUGGCAGAAUCGGUGGAUGAUAUCCUCUACUUGGUGCAGCUCGCAGAGCAAUCUGAAAGAUAUGACGACAUGGUGGAGUUCAUGGAGAAGGUCACGGAGGCAGCGGAGGCAGAACAAGAGGAUCUCACCGCCGAUGAGCGAAAUCUCCUCUCCUUAGCCUACAAAUGCGUGAUCGGACCCCGCCGGGCCGCGUGGAGGACCGUCUCGUUGGCCGAGCUGAAGGAGGAGAGUCGCGGGAAUGCGGAUCGCGUCAAUGCGAUCAAGGAAUACAGAGCUAAGAUUGAAUCGGAGCUAACCACGAUCUGCGGCGGAAUCCUCAAUCAGCUCGAAUCUCGCCUCAUCCCCUUGGCAGUAACCGAUGAAUCUAAGGUGUUUUACCACAAAUUGAAGGGCGAUUACUACCGAUAUCUCGCCGAGUUCAAAACCGAAUCUGAUCGUAAGGAUGCCGCCGACAAAACGCUUGAAGCCUACCAAUCUGCUAUGGACAUUGCUGUGGAACGGCUUUCGCCGCAUAGCAUCCUUCGUUUGGGACUUGCUUUGAAUUUUUCCGUGUUCUACUUUGAGAUAUUGAAUUAUCCCCGUGAGGCUUGCACUCUUGCGAAGAGG